AUGAAACAUUGUGAUCUGGAUCAAUAUUUCCUCUCUUUCAGGCUGCCUCUUUGUGCGUCUCUCUGUCGGUCUGCCUCUUUGUGCGUCUCUCUCUGUCUGUCGGUCUGCCUCUUUGUGCGUCUCUCUCUGUCUGUCUGUCUGUCUCUUUGUGCGUCUCUCUCUGUCUGUCUGUCUGUCUCUUUGUGCGUCUCUCUCUGUCUGUCUGUCUGUCUCUUUGUGCGUCUCUCUCUGUCUGUCUGUCUGUCUCUUUGUGCGUCUCUCUCUGUCUGUCUGUCUGUCUCUUUUUGUGUCUCUCUCUCUGUCUGUCUGUCUGUCUCUUUGUGCUUUCUCUCUCUGUCUGUCUGUCUGUCUCUUUGUUUUCUCUCUCUCUGUCUGUCUGUCUGUCUGUCUGUCUGUCUCUUUCCUCUGUCUCUCUGUCUGUCUGUCUCUUUGUCUCGUCUCUCUCUGUCUUUUGUGCGUCUCUCUCUUUCUGCUACUCUCUGUCUACUUGUGCGUCUCUCUCUUUGUCUGUCGUCUCUCUCUCUUGCUGUUCUGUCUCAAUCUCUCUCUCUGUGCAAAUCUCUCUUUGUGCGUCUCUCUCUUUGUGCGUCUCUCUCUUUGUGCGUCUCUCUCUUUGUGCGUCUCUCUCUUUGUGAACUCUCUUCUGUCUGUCUCUCUUUGUGCGUCUCUCUCUUUAUUUCUCUCUUUGUGCGUCUCUCUCUUUCUGUCUCUCUCUUUGUUUAUGGUCUCUCUGUCUGUCUGUCUCUUUCUUUGUGCGUCUCUCUGUCUGUCUGUCUCUUUGUGCGUCUCUCUCUGUCUGUCUGUCUCUUUGUGCGUCUCUCUCUGUCUGUCUGUCUCUUUUUGUAUAUCUCUCUCUGUCUGUCUGUCUCUUUUGUUUUCUCUCUCUGUCUGUCUGUCUCUUUGUGCGUCUCUCUCUGUCUGUCUGUCUCUUUGUGCGUCUCUCUCUGUCUGUCUGUCUCUUUGUGCGUCUCUCUCUGUCUGUCUGUCUCUUUGUGCGUCUCUCUCUGUCUGUCUGUCUCUUUGUGCGUCUCUCUCUGUCUGUCUGUCUCUUUGUGCGUCUCUCUCUGUCUGUCUGUCUCUUUUCUGCGUCUCUCUGUCUGUCUGUCUCUUUUCUUGCUUCUCUCUCUGUCUGUCUGUCUCUUUGUGCGUCUCUCUCUGUCUGUCUGUCUCUCUGUCUGUCUCUCUCUUCUGUCUGUUGUCUUUGUUUUCUCUCUCUCUGUCUGUCUGUCUCUUUUGUGCGUUUCUCUGUGUGUCUGUCUCUCUGUGUCUCUCUCUCUCUCUCUUCUGUCUCUUUUCUCUCCGCCUCUUAUUUUCUCUCUCUCUGUGUCUCUCUCUCUCUUCUCUCUCUCUAAAUUUGUCUCUCUGUGUCUCUCUCUGUGUCUCUGUGUGUCUUAUCUCUCUUUCUCUCUCUCUCUGUUCUGUGUCUCUUUUUUUUCUCUCUCUAUCUCUCUAUUUGCUUUCUCUCUCUCUGUCUUUCAAGUGGCUCUCUCUCUCUCUCUCUCUCUCUCCUUUCUAUCUGUCUGUGUGCGUCUCUGUCUCUCUAUCUCUCUCUAA
This is a messenger RNA of Acanthosepion pharaonis, 1554 nucleotides long. Lineage: Eukaryota; Metazoa; Mollusca; Cephalopoda; Sepiida; Sepiidae. The record is from the annotation of a GenBank genome assembly.